AUGGAGCACUAUUUGACUCGUGAACCCACUCUCGUCGACCAUACGAGUUACGCGUACAACCAUAACAGUGUAAAUGUCAACGGUCACGUGAAUGUGGCUGGCCCUAUGGGUCACGGAACCAUCACUUCUAUGCUCGGUUUAGCCAGUCCCACUCGACGCGAACCGAAUUUGCAUUCCCGCCGACGGGCCAAAAUGGCGCUUCAUAGUCGCUUCACUUCAAAGCCUCGUGGUCGAGCUGCUCGACAAGUGGCGUCUGUCCGUUUAUCGAAUUGUAACAGCUCCGCUUUGUUCAGUUUGCAUUCAUACACCUUAGAUGGCCAGGAUCAGAGCUCCUUGCUACAUCCAAGUCCAGAUGUACCCGUUGAUGAUUAUCCCUCGGGCCCACCAACUCCACCCUCGAUCUCAGGAGAGCGAAAUCCUACCACAACUGUACCGAUUGUUCCCACAACGACCGAUUCUGUUGCUACUGUUUGUGCCGUGGCAGCCAGGUCGAACGGGAACGGUAUCGUCGUUCGAGCCAUCGGGUCUGAGCGUCGCAGUUCACUGAUGGAAAAUCUGACUCAUUCUUGGUCCGAGCUAUCUACUGGAAAUCAUCGUCAAAGCCUCACAUUCCCUAUCACUGAACGUCAGGAUGUGGCUGCUUAUCGGCAUUCGGUUCAUUCUUUUCCGUCGUCCGUUGACGUGUGA
Messenger RNA from Echinostoma caproni, 687 nucleotides. The record is from the annotation of a GenBank genome assembly. NCBI's taxonomy places the organism in Eukaryota, Metazoa, Platyhelminthes, Trematoda, Plagiorchiida, Echinostomatidae.